Molecule: messenger RNA, 1817 nt
Organism: Ziziphus jujuba (common jujube)
Lineage: Eukaryota; Viridiplantae; Streptophyta; Magnoliopsida; Rosales; Rhamnaceae
Product: cytochrome P450 71B10
Exons: 2
Coding region: 114-1649 (511 amino acids)
Molecular function (GO): monooxygenase activity; oxidoreductase activity, acting on paired donors, with incorporation or reduction of molecular oxygen; iron ion binding
Source: RefSeq, a predicted model, not a curated record
AACAGUCCAAAUGAAAUUGAGUAUCCCCACAAGUAACUCCUUCCUUGCAGACAUGGACUUCGACUAGUUAUACAUGAAGAACACUGAUUUGCAGACAUCACAGAUAAGCUUCAAUGGCACUAGAUGCUCUAAACAUGUUGCUUCUUUUUCUACCUCUAUCUCUAUUCUUUUUCACAAAGAAGUUGAAAGCCGUGAGACAAAACAACAACCUCCCACCUGGCCCUCCCAAGCUUCCAAUCAUAGGAAACUUGCACCAGCUUGGUACUCUGCCACACCAAUCUUUAUGCAAGCUUGCCAAAAUAUAUGGCCCUGUAAUGCUUCUUCAACUUGGCGGUGUCCCAACUCUUGUAAUAUCCUCUGCAGAGGCUGCAAAAGUCGUCUUAAAGGUUAAUGAUCUUAACUCUUGCAGCAGACCUCUAUUGCCAGGAGCUCGAACACUCACUUACAAUUACCGAGAUGUAGGUUUUACGCCUUAUGGAGAUUACUGGAGAGAGAUGAGGAAAAUCUGUGUUCUUGAGCUUUUCAGUGCGAAAAGGGUGCAGUCAUAUCGGUCCAUCAGGGAAGAAGAAGUUGAUUCUCUCAUCAAUUUGAUAUCUGAAUCUUCAUCUUCUGCUACUCCUGUUAAUCUUACUGAGAUGCUCUUUUCCCUCACUGCUAGUAUAGUUUUCAGGAUUGCUUUUGGAACUACUUUCGAAAGGAGUGGUUUUAAUAACCAUAGAUUUCAUCAAGUGGUUCAUGAUGUGCAGGCUAUGCUGGGAAGCUACUCAGCUGCUGAGUUCAUCCCUUAUGUGGGAUGGAUUGUCGACAGGCUCUCUGGUUUACAUCAAAGGUUUGAAAGGACUUUCAACGAGUUGGAUCGGUUUUUCCAAUAUGUGGUUGAUAAUCAUCUCAGUGCUGAGAGAACAAAAACAGACCAUGAAGAUAUUAUCGAUGUGCUACUGAAAUUAGUUAGGGAGCAAACAGGGUUUGGAGCUGCUCAGCUCUCUCAAGACAACAUAAAGGCAGUCCUUUUGAAUGUGUUUUUAGGUGGAGUGGAUACUGGAGCAAUAACCAUGAUAUGGGCAAUGGCAGAGCUGGCUAAGCAACCAAAACUGAUGAAGAAGGCACAAGAUGAAGUUAGGACUUCCAUAGGAAACAAAGGAAGAGUCAGUGAAAGUGACAUUGAUCAGCUUGAAUACCUCAAGAUGAUAGUGAAAGAGACUUUUAGACUGCACCCUCCAGCUGCACUUCUUCUUCCCAGAGAAACCAUAUCACACUUUAAAGUAAAUGGUUUUGAAGUUCAUCCUAAAACAACAAUCCAUAUUAAUGCUUGGGCAAUCGGACGAGAUCCUGGUUACUGGAAGAGUCCUGAAGAAUUCAUCCCUGAACGGUUCGUUGAUAGUUCUACUGAUUUUAAAGGGCAACACUUCGAAUUAUUGCCAUUUGGGUCUGGACGAAGAGUUUGUCCUGGUAUUUAUAUGGCAACAACAAUGGUGGAGCUUGGACUUGCAAAUCUGCUAUACUGGUUUGAUUGGAAAUUGCCUGAUGGAAUGAAAGAGGAAGAUAUAAACAUGGAAGAGGAAGCUGGUAUUUCACUUACCAUCUCUAAGAAAAUUGCUCUCAACCUUGUCCCUGCCAAGUACUCUGGAACGCAUCAGAAGAUAGCUUGAGGAGAAACCCGUACCUGUAGAAGAUCUGCUUUUAAGAGUAUAAGAAGCUACUAUUUUUUCAUGAUAAAUAAUCAAAGUUCUGUUGCUUUGGUCAAUAAUCUAAACCAGUAGUAACCUGCUUGCGUUGGGUCUACGUACUAAAAUAAUAUGCAUUGUAAAAUCUCUCUA